GCAAGUACACGGCCGAGGACUACCAGGAUCUGGUCAAACAGCUGCAGCCCCUCAACCUGCGCGUCGUGAAGAUGGAGCCCGACGGCAACUGCCUUUUCAGGGCCAUCGCCGACCAGCUGUGUGGAGACCCAGAAGAGCACAACCACUACAGAGACAUGUGUUGCAACCACAUGAUCGAGAAUGCAGAUGAGUUCUCGCUCUUCUAUGCAGACGAGGACUUCGAGACCACCUGCGACUGCUUUGGUGCCUACGUGGAGCGCAUGCGGAGCCCAGGCAACUGGGGAUCGCAACUGGAGCUCAUGGCCAUCUGCCAGACUUUCGGGGUGAACGUCAUCGUCCACCAGGUCGGUUCGCCUUCCUACGAAAUGGAGUUUAGCCCGGCAGAUGCUCGCUGCCUUCAGCUGUCCUACCAUGAUGGAGAGCACUACAACAGCGUCCGGUUUGAAUGGGAUCUCUGUCCUGGCAAGCCGGUCAGCUUCCUUUCUCUGCAGCAGCUGAAGAUGAAGGACAGCGACGUCGUCGCGCUGCUGGAAGAGGUGAAGUACAGCUUGCCUCCCAACCACGGCUUCGAGGAAGCAACACUUCGCUCGACGCUGCUGCAGUCCAAGUACGACGCCGGGGCAGCUGUGGAACUGUUGCUCAACAAACUGGCGGGCGUUGCAGAGACACUCUCUGCUCCAGUGGAGUCGAAGGAGGCCGCAGCCGCUGCACUCGAGCAGGGGCCGUCGGAUGCCACCCCAGCGGCAGCCACCCAG
Symbiodinium sp. CCMP2456 is the source of this 755-nucleotide messenger RNA. The record is from the annotation of a GenBank genome assembly. NCBI's taxonomy places the organism in Eukaryota, Dinophyceae, Suessiales, Symbiodiniaceae.